Molecule: messenger RNA, 1161 nt
Organism: Botrytis byssoidea
Lineage: Eukaryota; Fungi; Ascomycota; Leotiomycetes; Helotiales; Sclerotiniaceae
Exons: 2
Coding region: 1-1161 (386 amino acids)
Biological process (GO): C-terminal protein methylation
Molecular function (GO): protein C-terminal leucine carboxyl O-methyltransferase activity
Source: RefSeq, a predicted model, not a curated record
AUGUCUGCACAGCAAAUACCCAACCUUCUCUCUUUGCGAGGUGGAUCUCGGUCUCGCGGCAGAGGUAGAGGGCAAGGCCUGCGCGAUCCUUUGAAUCCUCAUUCAGAGGUCUCUUCGAAUCGUAAAGAUAAUGCCAUUCAAGGUACCGACACAGAUGCAGCUGUAUCUCGUCUUAGUGCAGUCAAUCUUGGCUAUCUAGAGGACCAGUUUGCUCAAUAUUUCGUCAAAGGAAGUGGAACACGAAGGCUGCCAAUCAUAAAUAGAGGUACAUAUUCUCGCACUACUGCUUUAGACCUCCUCAUCGAAUCCUUCUUAUCUCAACCUGAUAAUUCUACUUCACAGCAAAAACAAAUAAUAUCUUUGGGCGCGGGAACAGAUACUCGCUAUUUUCGUCUUCGGGCGAAGAAUCUGCACAAUAAUGUCAUUUACCAUGAAUUUGAUUUUCCAUCUGUAUGCGUUGCGAAAAAUCGUUUAGUACAACAAAAUCAUGCAGAACUCACUGGGAAUGAAAAGUUCUUUGAAAUCAGACAAAAAGGUGGCGAGCUUGCAGAAUUCACGGCGGCUAGUGGGCCACAAGAAAAUACACAAUGGGGAUUCAGCCGGACUAUUGAGACUCGUUCAGAAGUUGGAUACGUGUGCCAUCCUUUGGACCUCCGGGAACUACCCGGCACAAUUGGUCUCGAUUCAUUUCAUGGUAUGAAGAGUGACAUUGCCACACUGAUAAUAUCCGAAUGUUGCCUUUGUUAUCUUGAGGUGAACGCGGCACAAAGUAUCAUAAAAUGGUUUACAGACAAGAUCCCAAGUAUUGGGAUUGUUCUUUACGAGCCAGUGGGAGUACACGAUGCUUUUGGACAGAUGAUGGUAGAAAAUCUAGCAUCAAGAGGAAUCACUAUGCCUACGGUGCAGAAGUAUAAGACGCUUAAUGAUCAGAAGGAUAGACUAGUAGGUCUUGGGUUUGGCAGCGCGAAGGGUGGCAUUAAUGCCGUGAGCAUAGAAGAUUUCUGGGAACAUUGGGUCGCACGCAAAGAAAGAGAAAGAGUGGACAGGCUUGAGGGUCUAGAUGAAGUUGAGGAAUGGCUUCUACUGGCGAGACAUUAUUCUGUUGUCUGGGGGUGGACAGACGAUUUAGGAUUCGAGGGUCUAAAGGCGCUAAGGUCCUGA